Messenger RNA from Phaeoacremonium minimum UCRPA7, 6930 nucleotides. RefSeq names its product putative pre-mrna-processing-splicing factor 8 protein. Gene Ontology annotation, biological process: spliceosomal tri-snRNP complex assembly; mRNA splicing, via spliceosome. The transcript has a single exon. Lineage: Eukaryota; Fungi; Ascomycota; Sordariomycetes; Togniniales; Togniniaceae. Gene Ontology annotation, cellular component: U5 snRNP; catalytic step 2 spliceosome. Gene Ontology annotation, molecular function: pre-mRNA intronic binding; protein binding; U5 snRNA binding. The record is from RefSeq and is a predicted model, not a curated record. The coding region runs from base 1 to 6930 and encodes 2309 amino acids.
AUGCAGAGAAACCGAUUCGGAGAGAAGCGAAAGGGCGGCUUUGUCGAGACACAAAAGGCUGAUAUGCCCCCAGAACAUUUGCGGAAGAUCGUCAAGGACAUUGGCGAUGUUUCGCAGAAGAAAUACACAAGCGAUAAGCGAAGCUACCUCGGUGCGCUGAAAUUCAUGCCACAUGCGGUUUUGAAACUCCUCGAGAAUAUGCCCAUGCCUUGGGAGUCCGCAAGAGAGGUCAAAGUUCUCUACCAUGUCAACGGAUGCUUGACGCUUGUUAAUGAGAUUCCCCGUGUGGUCGAACCUGUCUUUCAAGCGCAGUGGGCUUCGAUGUGGGUAGUGAUGCGAAAAGAGAAGAGUGACAGAAGACUGUUCAAGCGCAUGAGGUUUCCCCCGUUUGAUGACGAGGAGCCGCCGCUGUCUUGGUCUGAGAAUAUCGAAGACGUUGAGCCGUUGGAGCCUAUUCAGAUGGAACUGGACGAGGACGAUGAUGCCGCAGUCUACGAAUGGUUCUACGACCACCGACCUCUUCUUGAUACAACCCAUGUCAAUGGACCGAGCUACAAGACUUGGAACCUGUCUCUCCCUCAGCUGGCUAACCUUUAUCGAAUCAGUCGGCCCCUGAUUUCAGAAGUGGUUGACAAAAACUACUUUUAUCUCUUCGAGCUGAAGAGUUUCCUCACCGCAAAGGCACUCAAUGUUGCUUUGCCUGGCGGUCCUCGCUUCGAGCCCUUGUACAAGGAUAUCGACCCAAAUGACGAGGACUUUGGCGAGUUCAACGCGAUUGAUCGUAUCAUCUUCAGAAAUCCCAUUCGAACAGAAUAUCGUGUGGCUUUCCCAUACCUUUACAACUCUUUACCAAGAAGUGUUGUGCUGUCAUGGCACUCACACCCUCAGACUGUCUACAAGAGGUCAGAGGAUCCAAGUAUGCCAGCAUUUUACUAUGAUCCAAGCAUCAACCCGAUUUCAUCCCGCUCCGUGGCUCCCAAGAACCUCACAAUCAGUCACGAAGAUGAGUUGUUCGGGAAGGGAAACAAUGAGGAGCCGGAGGAUGAGGAAUUCAUCCUACCAGGUGGUGUCGAGCCUUUCCUCGCGGAUGAAGAGCUUUAUACAGAUGAGACGUCCUCGGCUAUCGAACUCUGGUGGGCACCGUUCCCCUUCAAUCGCCGAUCAGGACGCAUGGUUCGAGCUCAGGAUGUUCCACUCGUCAAGCAAUGGUACCUUGAGCAUUGCCCGCCGAAGCAGCCGGUCAAAGUCCGAGUCUCGUAUCAGAAAAUGCUAAAAUCCUAUGUGCUGAAUGAGUUGCACAAGAAAAAACCCAAGGCGCUUCAGAGACAAAACCUGCUGAGGACACUAAAGCAGACCAAGUUCUUCCAGCAGACCACAAUCGAUUGGGUUGAGGCUGGUCUUCAAGUCUGUCGCCAGGGCUUUAACAUGCUCAAUCUUUUGAUUCAUCGCAAGAAUCUGACAUAUCUUCAUCUCGAUUACAACUUCAACUUGAAGCCCGUCAAAACUCUUACCACAAAGGAGCGGAAGAAAUCUCGAUUCGGCAAUGCGUUCCAUUUAAUGCGAGAGAUUUUGCGUAUGACGAAGCUUAUUGUUGAUGCCCAAGUGCAAUAUCGAUUGGGCAAUAUCGAUGCUUUCCAGUUAGCUGAUGGUAUCUUGUAUGCUUUCAACCACGUUGGUCAGCUUACGGGUAUGUACCGAUACAAGUACAAGCUUAUGCACCAGAUCCGAUCCUGCAAGGAUCUCAAGCAUCUAAUCUACUACCGUUUCAAUGCUGGCCCUGUCGGCAAAGGCCCAGGCUGCGGUUUCUGGGCACCAGCCUGGAGGGUUUGGCUCUUCUUCAUGCGCGGUAUCAUCCCUCUUCUUGAACGAUGGCUUGGCAAUCUCUUGUCGCGUCAGUUCGAGGGUCGUCACAGCAAGGGUGUUGCCAAGACUGUCACAAAGCAACGUGUUGAGUCGCAUUUCGAUCUUGAACUGCGCGCGUCAGUCAUGGCCGACCUCAUGGACAUGAUGCCUGAAGGCAUCAAGCAAAACAAGGUGAACACGGUACUUCAGCAUCUCUCCGAAGCUUGGAGAUGCUGGAAGAGCAACAUCCCAUGGAAGGUCCCAGGCUUGCCGGCCGCCAUUGAGAACAUUAUCCUCCGUUACGUCAAGGCAAAGGCUGACUGGUGGAUUUCGGUCGCCCACUACAACAGAGAGCGUAUUCGAAGAGGCGCAACCGUAGACAAGACUGUUGCCAAGAAGAACGUUGGCCGUCUCACCCGUCUUUGGCUGAAGGCUGAACAAGAGCGACAGCACAACCACAUGAAAGAUGGCCCGUAUGUUUCUUCGGAAGAAGCAGUUGCCAUCUACACCACAACCGUUCACUGGCUUGAGUCCCGAAAGUUUUCGCCAAUCCCCUUUCCCAGCGUCUCUUAUAAGCAUGAUACUAAGAUCCUGAUCUUGGCUCUUGAGCGGCUCCGUGAAGCCUACUCCACCAAGGGCAGACUCAAUCAGAGUCAGCGAGAGGAGUUGGCUCUCAUUGAGCAGGCCUACGACAGCCCAGGAACCACUUUGGAGAGGAUCAAGCGAUUCUUGCUUACCCAGCGAGCUUUCAAGGAAGUUGGCAUCGAUAUGAACGAUAAUUACAGCACCAUCAACCCUGUGUACGAUAUCGAGCCCAUUGAAAAGAUCAGCGAUGCCUAUCUGGACCAAUAUCUUUGGUACCAAGCUGAUCAAAGGCAUCUGUUCCCAGCCUGGAUCAAGCCAUCAGACUCGGAAGUGCCUCCUCUGCUUACCUACAAGUGGGCUCAAGGUAUCAACAAUCUAGAUAAGGUCUGGGAAACAGCCGAUGGAGAGUGCAACGUAAUGAUCGAGACACAACUUUCGAAGGUCUACGAAAAGAUUGAGCUAACCUUGCUCAACUCGCUGCUCCGAUUGAUCAUGGAUCACAACUUGGCAGACUACAUCACUGCGAAGAAUAACGUCACCCUGACCUACAAGGAUAUGAAUCACGUAAAUAGCUACGGCAUGAUUCGUGGUCUGCAGUUCUCUGCCUUCGUUUUCCAAUACUAUGGACUGAUCCUUGAUCUGCUCUUGUUGGGACCGCAGCGUGCCAGCGAAAUUGCUGGGCCACCACAAGCACCAAACGACUUCCUCCAGUUCCGCGACAGGGAAACAGAGUCAAAGCACCCGAUUCGUCUCUAUACACGGUAUAUUGACAGGAUCUGGGUUUUCCUCAGGUUCACGGCUGAGGAGUCACGAGACCUCAUCCAGCGAUUCUUGACCGAGCAGCCCGAUCCCAACUUUGAGAACGUUAUCGGAUACAAGAGCAAGAAAUGCUGGCCGAGGGACUCCCGCAUGCGUUUGAUGCGACACGAUGUCAACUUAGGCCGUGCCGUAUUCUGGGACCUAAAGAACCGGUUGCCGCGGUCAGUGACAACCAUUGAAUGGGAUGACACAUUCGCCAGUGUCUACAGCAGAGAUAAUCCUAACCUUCUAUUUUCAAUGUGUGGUUUCGAAGUCAGAAUCUUGCCCAAGAGUCGAAACACGAACGAUGAGUUCCCGGUCAAAGACAGCGUUUGGUCGCUCGUUGACAACACGACGAAAGAGAGGACUGCACAUGCCUUCUUGCAAGUCACUGAGGAAGACAUACAAAAGUUCAAUAACAGGAUCCGACAAAUUCUGAUGUCAUCUGGCUCGACCACGUUUACCAAGAUUGCAAACAAGUGGAACACUGCUCUUAUUGCACUCUUCACCUACUAUCGUGAGGCCGCAGUUUCCACUGUCAAUCUGCUUGACACCAUCGUGAAGUGUGAAACAAAGAUUCAGACCCGUGUUAAAAUCGGCUUGAACUCGAAGAUGCCGUCCCGUUUCCCGCCAGCCGUGUUCUACACUCCAAAGGAGCUUGGAGGUUUAGGCAUGAUUUCUGGCUCCCACAUUUUGAUCCCUACUAGCGACAAGAGGUGGUCAAAGCAGACAGAUGUCGGUGUCACCCAUUACAGAGCGGGUAUGUCUCAUGAUGAAGAGACCUUAAUCCCGAACAUCUUCCGGUACAUCAUUCCUUGGGAGGCGGAAUUCAUCGACUCUCAACGGGUAUGGACCGAAUACUCUCAGAAGAGGCUAGAAGCCAACCAGCAAAAUCGCCGCCUGACCCUUGAAGAUCUUGAAGACAGCUGGGAUCGAGGUCUACCCCGUAUCAAUACCCUUUUUCAAAAGGAUCGAAGCACCCUGAGUUUCGACAAGGGUUUCCGUGCUCGUGCUGAGUUUAAAAUCUAUCAGCUGAUGAAGAACAAUCCCUUCUGGUGGACGAGUCAGCGGCACGAUGGCAAGUUGUGGAACUUGAAUGCCUAUCGAACUGAUGUAAUUCAAGCUCUUGGUGGUGUGGAGACCAUCUUGGAGCACACACUGUUCAAGGCAACAGGAUUUCCAUCUUGGGAAGGUCUCUUCUGGGAGAAAGCCUCUGGAUUCGAAGAGUCAAUGAAAUUCAAGAAGCUGACCAACGCUCAGCGAUCCGGUCUGAACCAGAUUCCUAAUCGACGAUUCACUCUCUGGUGGUCACCAACUAUCAACCGUGCAAACGUCUACGUCGGUUUCCAAGUUCAGCUAGAUCUAACUGGUAUCUUCUUGCAUGGCAAAAUUCCCACUUUGAAGAUCUCUCUGAUCCAAAUUUUCCGCGCUCACUUGUGGCAAAAGAUCCACGAGUCCGUUGUCAUGGAUUUGUGUCAAGUUUUCGAUCAAGAGCUUGAGUCUUUGGGCAUUGAAUCAGUUCAAAAAGAGACUAUCCAUCCUCGAAAGUCGUACAAGAUGAACAGCUCGUGCGCCGAUAUCCAGCUAUUUGCCAGUCAUAAAUGGAAUGUUACACGUCCGUCAAUGCUGUUUGACACAAAGGACACGAUCGAGCCCACAACCACGAACAAGUUCUGGGUUGAUGUCCAACUGCGUUACGGCGACUAUGACUCUCACGACAUUGAGCGAUAUGUCCGCGCAAAAUAUCUUGACUACACGACUGACAGCAUGAGUCUGUACCCAUCAGCCACUGGUCUAAUGAUCGGUAUCGAUCUUGCUUACAAUUUGUACUCCGCUUACGGCCAUUAUUUCCCUGGUCUCAAAGUUCUCAUCCAGCAAGCCAUGGCCAAGGUCAUGAAGGCCAAUCCUGCCCUAUACGUUUUGAGAGAACGUAUCAGGAAGGGUCUGCAACUGUAUGCUUCUGAGAGCAAUCAGGAGUUCCUCAACUCCCAGAACUACUCAGAGCUCUUCAGCAACCAGACUCAGCUGUUCAUUGACGAUACCAAUGUUUACCGUGUUACCAUUCACAAGACUUUUGAGGGUAACUUGACAACGAAGCCUAUCAACGGUGCUAUUUUCAUAUUCAACCCUCGCACCGGACAGCUCUUCCUUAAGAUCAUUCACACAAGUGUAUGGGCUGGUCAGAAGCGUCUUGGACAGCUUGCGAAGUGGAAGACAGCUGAAGAAGUUGCGGCGCUCAUCCGGUCACUUCCUGUCGAGGAGCAACCGAAACAACUCAUUGUCACACGUAAGGGUCUUCUUGAUCCUCUAGAAGUCAACCUUCUUGACUUCCCCAACAUCUCAAUUCGAGCGUCCGAGCUACAGCUUCCCUUCCAAGCGGCAAUGAAGGUUGAGAAGCUGGGAGAUAUGAUCCUUCGUGCCACAGAGCCCCAGAUGGUGCUUUUCAACCUUUACGAUGAAUGGCUGAAGAGUAUUUCCUCGUACACGGCGUUCUCGCGUCUGGUCUUGAUUCUUCGUGCGCUGCAUGUCAAUAUGGACAAGACAAAACUUAUCCUGAGACCUGACAAGACGGUUAUCACUCAGGAACAUCAUAUCUGGCCCACGCUCUCAGAUGAGGACUGGAUCAAGGUAGAGACACAACUUCGAGACCUGAUUCUGAACGAUUACGGGAAGAAAAAUAACGUCAACGUCUCGAGCUUGACCAGCAGUGAAGUCCGUGAUAUCAUUCUAGGCAUGGAGAUUUCAGCUCCUUCGAUGCAGAGACAGCAGGCUGCGGAGAUCGAGAAGCAGCAGCAGGAGCAGCAACAGCUUACUGCAGUCACUACCAAGACGCAGAACGUGCAUGGCGAAGAGAUCAUUGUCACAACCACGUCUCAAUUCGAGCAGCAGACUUUUGCAUCGAAGACGGAAUGGCGUACCCGGGCGAUUGCGACAUCCAACCUUCGCACCCGAGCAAACAAUAUCUAUGUCUCCUCUGUCGACACUGAUCUUGAGGAUAUUACAUACGUUAUGCCGAAUAACGUCCUUAAGCGUUUCAUCACAAUCGCAGAUCUUCGCGUGCAGGUUGCCGGCUACCUCUACGGAUCGUCUCCUCCGGACAAUGACCAGGUCAAGGAGAUCAAGUGUAUCGUCAUGGUGCCACAGAUUGGUGGCUUGCGCAAUGUGCAGCUCCCUCAUCAGCUGCCACAGCAUGAAUACCUGAAAGACAUGGAGCCUCUGGGCAUAAUCCACACCAUGUCUGGUAAUGAGCUGCCAUACAUGUCGGCGGCGGAUGUCACGGAGCAUGCCCGGCUCCUGGAUGCUCACCCAGAGUGGAAUAGACAGAACACGUUGACAGUGACGGUGUCAUUUACGCCAGGCAGCGUGUCACUGUCCGCGUGGGCGCUCACGCCGCAGGGAUACAAGUGGGGUGCGGAAAACCGAGAUCUACAGAGUGACCAGCCGCAAGGCUUCACGACGAGCAUGGGUGAGAAGCGCAAGCUGCUCCUCAGUCCCCGGUAUAGGGGCUUCUUCCUCAUCCCCGAGACUGGCAAGUGGAAUUACAGCUUCAUGGGCUCGGCCUUCUCCGGCAUGGAGAAGAAACCCGUGCACGUCAAGCUGGACACGCCCAUGCCGUUUUACAGCGACCACCACCGGCCAUUACAUUUCCAGAACUUCGCCGAGCUGGAAGACAUUGGAGUGGACAAGGACGACAAUUUCGCAUAA